Bombyx mori (domestic silkworm) is the source of this 1076-nucleotide messenger RNA. RefSeq names its product dimethyladenosine transferase 1, mitochondrial (gene mtTFB1). Gene Ontology annotation, molecular function: rRNA (adenine-N6,N6-)-dimethyltransferase activity; mitochondrial transcription factor activity. The record is from RefSeq and is a predicted model, not a curated record. Gene Ontology annotation, biological process: transcription initiation at mitochondrial promoter; rRNA methylation. NCBI's taxonomy places the organism in Eukaryota, Metazoa, Arthropoda, Insecta, Lepidoptera, Bombycidae. The transcript has a single exon. Bases 1 to 1038 code for a protein of 345 amino acids. Gene Ontology annotation, cellular component: mitochondrial matrix.
AUGGCCGUCGCUAAAACUGCAUUACAGAUAAGGCUGCCUCCACUACCAAGCAUCAAGGAUGUCAUCAAACUCUACAAAUUACGCGCUUUACGAGAGCUGUCACAGAAUUUUCUCAUGGAACCGAGACUUAUUGACAAAAUAGUGCGUGCCUCAGGUAAUAUUCAGAAUCAUACCGUUUGUGAAGUUGGACCCGGCCCGGGUGGAAUAACUCGGUCUAUAAUAAGGCAGGCACCUAAGAAACUUGUUUUAAUUGAAAAAGACCCUCGGUUCUUACCAUCGUUGGAGCUUUUAGCCGAUGCUUGUCGAGAUAAAGUCGAUGUUGACAUUAUAACGGGUGAUAUUUUGAAAACAGAUUUAAGUCAAUUUAUACCGAGUGAUGCAAAAGUCCACUGGUUGGAUCCACCUCCACCAGUUCACCUCAUUGGCAAUCUACCAUUUAGCGUGUCUACAAUUUUGAUCAUAAGAUGGUUGGAGAUGAUAUCUAAACAUGAAGGACCAUGGUUGUUUGGGAGAACAAGAAUGACUCUUACUUUUCAAAAAGAAGUUGCAGAGAGAAUGGCUGCCCGUAUCUUAGAUAAGCAAAGGUGCAGGUUAUCAGUUAUGUGUCAAUCUUGGUGCACUGUAAAAUACAAUUUUGAUAUACCAGGUACUGCAUUUUUGCCGAAGCCAGAUGUAGACGUCGGUGUAGUUACUCUAACACCAUUAAAACAUCCAAUAAUAAAAUUGCCAUUUAAACUUACUGAGAAAGUUGUCCGUCAAAUAUUUUCAAUGAGACAAAAGUAUUCGAUACGGGGUGCUCAGACGUUGUUCCCAGAAGAAGUGAGAGAAGAGGUAGCUUUAAAAAUGUACAACAUUGCUGAUAUUGACCCUGUGACCAGGCCUUUUCAGAUAACCAAUAUGGAAUUUGCCAGAUUAUGUGAAGCAUACAAUGAUAUCAUAAAGCAACAUCCUGAGUUUGAGCAUUAUGAUUACAGAGCACCAAAAAAUAAAAAUAAUCUUAUAAAUGCAGAGGAAGUUAAUAUAGAAUGUAACAUGUGAACUGUAGAUACUUUAUAAAUAAAACAAAUUUAGUUUCA